Messenger RNA from Cotesia glomerata, 4497 nucleotides. RefSeq lists its product as uncharacterized. NCBI's taxonomy places the organism in Eukaryota, Metazoa, Arthropoda, Insecta, Hymenoptera, Braconidae. The transcript has a single exon. Gene Ontology annotation, molecular function: nucleic acid binding. The coding region runs from base 1 to 4497 and encodes 1498 amino acids. Gene Ontology annotation, biological process: DNA integration. The record is from RefSeq and is a predicted model, not a curated record.
AUGAAGAGGAUGACAAAAGAAUCAGCUGUGGAAAUGGAAGGUCUCUAUUCUACAAUUACACAAAUCUAUCGAACUUUAGAGACACUUGGACGACCAGUUAACACUUGGGAUGAUUUCUUGGUGUUUAUUACGGUUCAACGUCUGGAUUCAGAAUCUGUCAAGGCAUGGGAACUCCAUCUAGGUUCUACCAAAGAUCCUCCAACUUGGAAACAGUUCAUAGAGUUUCUGAUGAGUCGAUUACUAACUCUCCAAGCAGUCGAAAAAUCAAGAAAGCCUGGGUCUCAGCAUAAUCCAAGAGUAACUACGGUUCAUCAUGCAUCUGGAGAUCCAAGUAAUUUCAAGAAAUGUUCUAUUUGCUCCGCAGAUCAUUAUACAGCUAAAUGUCCAGAGUUUGCUAAUAAACCACUUGAGAAAAAAUUGGCAAUUAUCAAAGACAAGAAGUUAUGUUAUAAUUGCUUGAGAAAUCAUCUAGUCAACAAGUGUACUUCGACAAGAAGGUGUAUGAAUUGCGGAAAAAGACAUCAUACAGCUAUCCAUAGAGAUGAAGCAGAUUCAACACCAAAUGUUCAAGCCAAUUUAACAUCUUAUUCAACUUCAACAGCUAAUCAAACUCUGCUCGCCACUGCUCAAGUCGCAGUCGUUUCGGAACAAGGAUAUCAAGUCCAAGCAAGAGCAUUGAUUGAUCCUGGGUCUCAAGUAUCUUUUAUAUCUAAAAGAUUAGUUCAGCAGCUUCAUCUUAAAAGGAAACCAGUAAUAUUCGAAUUACAUGGAAUCGGCGCGGUAAAUGCCGGAAGAACUCAAGGUCUGGUAUCAGUUACAUUACGACCUCACUUCAAGUCAUCUCAACAAGUAAAUAUUCAAGCUCAUGUUCUUCCUAAGUUAACAGCAAGGAUUCAAGCUACGUCAUCUGCAAAUUGGAGUCAUUUUCAACAACUUCAACUAGCCGACCCUAGCUACAAUCAACCUGGUAAAAUUGAUGUUAUCAUUGGAGCAGAUUAUUAUGGUCAAAUUUGUCUUGAAGGACUACGAAAGGGACCAAAUAACUCUCCUACGGCUCAAUCAACGAUCUUCGGAUGGAUCCUUUUCGGUCCCACUGGAAAUUCUUCUACCUCUUCAAUACAGUGUUUUCACACUUCUGUUGAUGAAGAACUCUACGAACUUAUACAAAGAUUUUGGAAGCUCGAUGAUAUUCCUGUAAGCAAUAAAUCUUCUUUAACCCCAAAUGACCAAGAAUGUGAAGAUCAUUUCAAGGAAACACAUUCUCGAGAUAAUACUGGCCGCUAUAUCGUCAGAUUACCAUUUAAAAAGCCGGUCGAAUCUCUUGGAGAAUCAAAGAGUGCAGCACAUCGUAUGUUAUUUACUUUAUCUAAGCGAUUCCUGAAAGACUCAUCAUUGAGGAUAGCUUAUCAUGGAUUCAUGGAUGAAUAUCAACGACUACAACAUAUGAGAUUGGUAUCUAAGUCUACUGCUGAGCCUAAGCACAGCUAUUACUUACCUCAUCACGGAGUAAUACGAGAACAAAGUCUAACAACUAAAUUGCGAGUGGUCUUCAAUGCAUCUUGUAAGACUUCAAGUGGGUUAUCUUUAAAUGACAUUCUUCACACUGGACCUAAGCUACAAACUGAACUAAUCGAUGUACUCUUACGAUUCCGGUUCUUUAAAUAUGUCUUCGUCUCGGAUAUUGAGAAGAUGUACAGACAAAUCAUGGUCCAUCCAAAUGAUUGGGAUCUCCAGAGAAUUUUGUGGAAAAACGAAAAGGAUGAAUUAAUUAUUUAUCAACUAAUGACUGUCACUUAUGGGAUGGCUUGUGCUCCCUUUCUAGCUUUGCGAGUUAUGCAGCAACUAGUUGAAGAUGAAGGACCAAAGUACCCUCUGGCUAUAUCAACUCUAACAAAAGGCCGAUACGUUGACGAUGUUUUCGGUGGUGAAGAUUCCAUUCAAGAAGCACAAGAAACGGUGAAACAAGUAAACAAUCUCUGCAUGGCGGGCGGUUUCCCUCUUAAGAAAUGGAUAAGCAAUGAACCUUCAACUCUUCAAUCAAUCUCAUCUGCGGAUCAACUUCUGGCUUCUUCAGUAACAAUUGAUAAAAGUACAGUUGUACAUGCUCUUGGCAUGAAUUGGAGUCCGAUUACUGAUAAGUUCCAGUUUACAUGGAAUAUUCCUGCUUAUUCAAAAAUUACAAAACGGACAAUCCUAUCAACCAUUGCUAGAUUCUUCGACCCACUUGGACUUCUGGCUCCGGUAGUAAUCACGGCAAAGAUCUUUAUUCAACAACUCUGGACGAAUCAGCUGGACUGGGACGAUCCACUAUCUGCAGUUCUUUCAAAUCAAUGGAAAGAUUUGAUUCAGAGUUUCCAAGAGAUGAAUCAGAUGUCAAUUCCUCGCUGGCUUCAAACAUCACGCAGUAAUCCUUGUGAAAUUCAUGGAUUUUGUGAUGCAUCUCAGCAAGCUCUCGCUGCUGUCAUUUACGUCUUAUCAAAAGAUCCAAAUGAAAAAACUCAGACUGUGUUAUUGUGCUCGAAGACCAAGGUAGCUCCUAUCAAGAGGCUAACGAUCCCUCGACUAGAACUAUCAGCUGCUGUCCUACUAACAAAAUUAGUUCAUCACGUUCUUCAAAAGUUUGAAAUAAAGAAACCUCAAGUUCAUCUUUGGACGGAUUCCGCAAUCACACAUACUUGGAUAAAUAAUCAUCCAUCUCGUUGGAAAGAAUUUAUUCAUAACAGAGUUUGCUUUAUCCAAGAAACUCUUCCCGCAGCAAAAUGGCAUUUUGUACCAGGUAAAGAAAAUCCUGCUGACUGCGCUACACGUGGAUUAACUCCAACUCAGUUAUUCAAGCAUUCUAUUUGGUGGUUUGGUCCUGAAUGGUUAAAGCAGUCAUCAUCAUCAUGGCCUAAUGGUUCAACAAUUCCAACGAUCAACGAUCAUCUGGAAGAACGUCCAAUUAAAGUAAUGACAACCAAACUUAUACCUAUGUCAAUUGAAGAGUUUCUUCGGAGAACAACACCGAAACCAUUUGAUCAACUAAAUCGCAUUUAUCAUAAUUUAACUCGACUACUUCGUAUCACUGCCCUUUGUAGAAGAUUCAUUCUAAGAUUACGGAAGAAAGCAGCAAAUCUUAAAACUGAGCCAAUCACUGUACAAGAAUUAAACGACGCUAAAUUCUACUGGGUCAAGAUAACGCAACAACAUGCCUUCAAUCAAGAAAUCAAACAACUAUCCAGAGGAGAACAUCUGUCCAACUCUAAUCCUCUAGUAAGAUUAACACCUUUUAUCGAUUCACAAGGGAUUCUUCGAGUAGGAGGAAGAUUAGAGUCAUCUCACUUGCCAUUUGGUGCCAAACAUCCAGCUAUUCUUCCACGAAAUUCUCCACUGACUAAGAUGAUCAUUGAUAAAGCUCAUCAAAAAACUCUUCAUGGAGGAAUCCAAAAGACUUUAUCCUUUAUUCUAGAUGAAUUCUGGAUUAUUGGAGGAAGAACUUCAGUCAAAUCAGCAAUCUGGAACUGUGUAAGAUGUGCAAGAUUCCGACAAAUCAAGAGCCAACAACUAAUGGGUCAAUUACCAAUUCAUCGAGUUACUCCUUCUCGUCCCUUUUUGCAUACCGGUGUUGACUAUGCUGGACCAUUCAUGCUAAAAACUUGGAGAGGACGCAAUGCUCGUGAAUAUAAAGCAUACAUUGCCUUAUUUGUCUGUGAAUCUACGUCAGCUAUUCAUCUAGAACUUGUCACCGAUUAUACAACUAAUGCCUUUAUAGCAGCUUAUAAACGGUUUACUGCCAGACGUGGGAUUUGUGCAACAUUGAGAAGCGAUUGUGGAACCAAUCUCAGAGGAGCGGACUCGGAACUUCGAAACCUCUUUUCUUCAACAUCAAAACAGCUUGGUAAACUAGCUUCACUCCUCGCCAAUGACGGUACUCAAUGGUUGUUUAAUCCUCCUUCUGCUCCUCAUUUCGGUGGAAAGUGGGAAUCUGGAGUGAGAUCAACAAAACACCAUCUUUGUAGAGUAAUAGGAGAACAACAACUAACUUAUGAAGAAAUGAGUACCUUCCUGACUCAAGUUGAAGCUGUUUUGAACUCAAGGCCUCUAUGUUCGCUCACUGAAGAUCCUGAUGAUCUUUCCGUGCUAACUCCUGGUCAUUUUCUUAUAGGAGGACCACUAAAUAUUGUACCUGAACCUUCUUUAGAAGAUAUUCAAAUAUCUCGUCUUUCUCGAUGGCAGCUUCUGCGACGCAUGACUGAUGAUUUUUGGACUAAGUGGUCUAAAGAAUAUCUUCAAAAGUAUCAACCGAUUUACAAAUGGAAUCAACCAAUGCCUGAAAUCAAACCAGGGUCACUAGUUCUCAUUACGGAUGAAAGAUAUCCACCAACAAAAUGGCCUCUAGGACGUAUCAUCAAGGUUCACCCCGGUAAGGAUGGCCACGUUCGAGUAGUUACUGUAAAAACGGCUACGAGUACCUUUGAAAGACCUGUCACUAAAUUAAGAAUCUUACCAAUUCAUUAA